This is a messenger RNA of Parnassius mnemosyne (clouded apollo), 5287 nucleotides long. The record is from the annotation of a GenBank genome assembly. NCBI's taxonomy places the organism in Eukaryota, Metazoa, Arthropoda, Insecta, Lepidoptera, Papilionidae.
GUCUGAGCGCGGUCGCGGUAUAGUCUGGUAGCUCGGGAUGAUAACGGGUCUCACAGCUAGUAUCUAACGAAAUUAUUCAAAUAAUUUAAACUUAAAUUAAAUUAAUAAAUAUUUAAACUGUUCAAGUGAUGUCGCAUUGUUAUAUUUUUUUUAAUUUUUGGUGAUAAGUGUAGUGCUGUGAUUCAGUGACCUGGGAGUCCCGUUGGCCGGUGUUUUAUCAAAUAUCAUUGCGGCUCAUCGUAUGGGAAGAAUUUUAUAGAUAUGAAGCGAGACAACCGUUCAGCGUGACAGAGUUUAUGGAACCAAACAAAGUACUCCGUGGUUAUUUUGGGAUGAUGAAGGUGACUGUCGAAGUGUGAGAACAUGUCACAUUCAGCGCUGGGGCUGGGCGGGGAGCGGCGCUAUUCGGUGCCGUCGAACCCCCUCCUUCACGACCCUCGCCACAUGCACUCCGAGGACCUGCACGCCUGGUCUAUAUAUAGGCAAAAUCUGAACUCAGACUUUACAGACAGCGCGCUAGGCAGCACCGACAAGAGUCCUCUGCCCUACGGCAACUUCCAGCUCAGAGAUACGACAGUGCAGUCCAUACUCUCCCAUCCGCGAUAUGGCCCUAAAUCUGCCCUUGGUUCAAACAUGUACACCUACCUGAAAUUCGGAUUACCUCGAGUUUUCCCGCCAAACCACAAUGGCUCUCAACGAUCUGGUACGCCUAAACCAAAAACUUCCAUUGGGAGCGGCAUGAAAUCUGUACCAAGGGUCCAAAGACAGAGUCGAGGCGUACGCGAAACGUCAUCUGGGUACGAUAGCUCGGACAACGAAACCUCCACCAACUACAAGUACAGUCGCAAAUACCGCUCCGACCCAGAUUUUAGAAUGCAAAAUUUACAUCCAUCGUAUCAGCACGCGACGGGCGUGCCGCUGGCGGCGAUGCAGGCGGCGGGCGCGCGCGAGCAGUGGGGCGGCGCGCGGCUGCGCUCGCACAGCGAGGCCAACCUGCUGGCCGCCGAGCGCGCGCACCGCCGCCGCCCCAGCGCCGCCGACCUGGCGCCCGACAACGACCACCACAGUUACUUGAUGCCCUCAUCCCACCUCGGCGGCCGCAUGUCCAAAGCCGGAAGUCACUUAUCACUAGCACAAUCUAGGAAGCACUCCACACUACGACCUGGUGAUCAGCUGGAUGGUUAUACGCACUCGGCAUACAUUUAUCCCAAUUAUUACGUAAACAGUCUAGAAAUCACAUCUCCGGAAAACAAGUCGACUCUCCUUGUGUCUGGGCUAAGCUUUGAAGUUAAAUCUGGAGAGAUAUUGGCAGUCUUGGCUACGUCCCAACAUGAAGCUACUGGGCUUUUAGAUGUACUCGCUGGAGUCCGGAAGAAAUUAUCAGGUGACAUAGUGCUAAAUGGUCAACCGGUAGCUUCUUCUACACUUCGCAAAGUAGCAGCAUACGUACGGAAGGACACGUCGCUAUGUCCGUCGAUGACCGUAGAGCAUACGUUGCGAUUCCACGCAGCUUUGCGCAGGCCUAGACAUAACCAUAAUCAGAUCAAAAUGGAUGACAGGGAUCGGAUAAACCUUCUUAUAGAAGAAUUAGGGCUUGAACAAGUUCGAGACACAAAUGUGAGUCGGUUGACACGUUCAGAAAUUCGGAGACUUAACGUUGCUUGUCAGUUAUUAUUAGACAUGGCAGUAUUGAUACUGGACCAACCUACUAAAGAAAUGGACAUUUUCGACACCUUCUUCCUCGUGGAAUACUUGAGGAACUGGGCUAGUACUGGACGCGUCGUCAUAAUGUCCUUGCACCCACCUACUUAUGAAAUAUUCGCUAUGCUUACUAAGGUUGUCUUGAUAUCAGCCGGUAGGACAAUGUUCAGUGGAUACAGAAGAGACAUGUUGCCAUAUUUUGCCUCAAUCGACUACCCAUGUCCUGCUUUCAAAAAUCCAUCCGAUUAUUAUUUGGACUUAGUGACGCUAGAUGAUUUAUCCGCGGCCGCAAUGCUAGAGUCAUCAGGGCGUAUCGAAGCCCUGGCGGGAGUGUUCGCGGGCGCACAGUCCCCACCGGAGCCGCCGCCGCCCGUCCCGCUGCCAGCACCACUGCACCGUCCCAAUGCAUUGUUGCAAGCAUUCGCCCUUACCGAGAAAAGCUUGUUGUACACCCAAAUGACCACUCUCUCCAAUGUGAUUACGCGGGUAAUAAUAGCCGCUGUCAUGUCACUCAUCACAGGAACCGUGUUUUGGGAUCUGCCAGCAACUGAUGCUAAGCUUACACAGAACGAUAGGAUCGGUUUCCAUUACUCGGUAAUGUGUUUGUCGGCAUGGCCUUUACUACUGUGGCUGAGUGCUAGAGAGGCCAGCUCCAUGCGUCAUUACGUGGAAAGGGACGUUGCAGUCGGAUUGUAUUCAAGGACUGUGUUCAUACUUUUUGAUCAAUUCCUCGAACUUUGGUCUGCGGUACUAACAUGGCUUGCAUACUUGGUGCCAAGUUACGCGAUGAGCGGUUUGUACCCGCAGUCACCCGGCUCACUUGACGGUUUCUAUAUUUAUUUAGGGUAUAUGCUGCUAUACCUAAUCAGCAUACAGAUGCUUUGCCGUGCAAUGGUGUUCCUUGUGCCGAUGGAGAAGACCUCCUCUGUAAUAUCAGGCGUAGUUCUGCUUCUCACCACAAUGGUGAACGGCGUAAUGCUACACCAACAAGAUUUACCAUCGUAUUCCCGAUGGCUGGAAUACAUCUCCCCGUCAAGAUGGACUUUGCCGGAGAUACUACAGCGGGAGCUCAGUGAAAUAGCACUGAGAAGUAGCAUCAGUAAAGAAAUUAGAUGUACCAAUAAACAGAGACCAUAUCAAGACAUAAUAGUACAAUCGCCAUGCCCACCUCCAAACGGAACUCAAGUGCUAUCAAACUACGAGUACUUAAGAUCGGACAACAUAUGGGAGUGGAACCAGCAGAGCUUUCUCAUAGCUCUAGCUGUUUUCUACGCAGUUUUCGCUCUAGUCGCCAUAAUAGCUUUUGUUUUAGACUGUACUAAAUACGUUAAGAGUAAAGAGAGGAAGUCGUUAAAGGGGCACAAAGUAACUGUGAACACACCUUAAGGUGUAAUUAUAUGCGAAUUAAAAUUCAUGCUUUCUACAAUGUAGUCGUGCCGCUCUGUGUGAAAUAGAUACUGGAUUGUUUAAACCCCCAUUCACAUUGAAACUGUAGUCUGAGUGAAAAGAUGUUUAUAUUUUCGUAAAAUAUAUUUAUAUCGUAUUAGUUACGUUAACUACAUGUUCCAACUAGGGUUCAAAUUAAUUAGUAAAAGUUAUGUUUGCUGCACGCUACUAUUUAAGAAAUUAGUUUCAUUUAUAUCCAAAAAUUUAUAAAAAGUUCCAUGAAACUAUUUCUGCAAUGUUAGUGCGAAAAUUCAUCUAAUCUGUAAUCCUGAAAUGGGGUGGGCAGAGUUCAAAGGAAGCAAGCUGCCCAGACACAGGUAUCACAAAAAUGGCUUUAGCGGACCAUAAAGAAAAAUUUGUGUUUUAUGAUUCCCCAUGGAAUACCCAACUCUUUUAAUGUAAAUUAUAGUUUUAACAUAUUAUAUUGGUGCUGAACAGGUCACCGUUGGCAGAGUUUAGAUAAUCGAUGGUCAUAUUUGGUGCUACAUUAUAUCAUAAAUUGUAGCUUAAUUAUAUUUUCCAAAAAUAUUUUAGCCUACUUACAAGUAAAUCUAUUAUAAUUUAUUGUACAGAUAAACACGCCUUUGUGCCUGAUUUAAUAAAAUAAAAAUAUAGUCGCAAACUUAAUAACAAAUAAUAUAAUACGAUUAAGCAAAAAAAAAAUAGAAGAAACCCAAUGUUCAAAAUUUUGUUCCGAAAUAUCUUUUUCAACAAUUUUAUUUUUAGGAACCAAUGUACAAAACAGGUUUGUCAAUUAAAUUAUUAUUUUUAUUGUCCGUAUUAUUAUUGAAUAAUGAAAAAUAACUGAAUAUUGAAGGCUGACUAUAAUGUCUUCCGUCCAUAGUACUUAAUUAAAACGUUUGUAAGAAAUAAGUUUUCAAGUUAGUCUAAUAUUGCAACUUUUUUAUAAUCUGUAUUUAUCCUUAGUUUAAUAACUAUUUCUUUCUUCAUGUUGCGUCUUGUCUAUUGAUAUAGAAUUAUAUAUUUCUUUCUUGAAUAUUACAACAGCAAUUAUAGUAGGUAGAAAAUAAAUAAAUGUAAGUAUUCUUUAUUAAAAAGUUUGUAAAUAAUUGAGUGCCGAAUUUAUUAACGUUAAUUAACUCGCACUGCCUUCAGAUAAUGCUCAUUUGAUUAUUUUAAAAUAAUACAAAUUCCUUAGAAAAAAAAAAACUCAGGCUAAGAAGUUUUUUCGUAUACAUCACGUCGCAGGUCCGUUCCAUUCCGUCAUUCAAUAUAGGUUCACACUAGAGUGAACGAGAAUUAACGUAUGGGCGGUUAAUAGAAGAUACAAUGGAUACUCUCACGCACGCAGUGACGCAUGCACGCAAACGCGGUGUACACCUACAGUAUAGUCUGUUCGCUUAGAUACGGUCGCCUAUGUGUCGCGCCGCCUCAGCACGUGCCUCAUCUUGUCAAAGGCUCCGCCGCGACAUUAUAGGUCGCCGCGUGCGGCGUACACCCGCAGGAGAAUUAGGCAUUUUAAAACGAAGCGCCGUAAUGAAUAUAUUUAUAUUCGUAUAAUAUUACAAAGAAUAUAAUACGAUUUUAUUCUUAGAAAAGGAAAACAUUUAUUUAACAGUAAAAAUAAUAAAAUAAAAGCAAAAUAAUAAGCCGGGUGUACCGACACUAUCUUAGCGAACAGACUAUAGCAGACGAAGAAUGCCCUCGUCGGUAAUACUAAAUAUCUUCGGCUUUAAUAUAAUCGCAGAGUAAGGUUUCUUUACUCAUGUGAUAUAAUAUAGUUGUGUUGCCUGUCGAACUGUUGAGUCGAUAACGAAUCUAUAUAAGGUAUAUACAAAUAAAUGUUUCUGAUUGUCCCGCAUGUCUUCCUAAACUAUUAGUCCUAUCACGAGUAAACUUUGGCGAGUUGUUGAAUGCGCGCAUGUUUCUGUCAAAAAAGGCAUUACAACGCAUACCGGGCACAGCAAGUUAUUUAUGUGCGACCAUACUCAAAUUAUGUAAGUUUAUAUUUUUUACUAAAGUACCUGCGAUGUGACUGGUAUAUCUCAACGAUCCUAAUUUAUAUGUUAAGAUAUAUAAGUGAAAUGUAUAUGAGCCAUAAUAAAGAAAAAAUAAAUAAUUGGUAAGUUACCUUAGCAUGCGAUGAGUAUCGUGAUAUAAAAUAAAAAUUAGUUGUAAU